AUUAGUUGCGCCAUUUUUCUAGCUAUUCUCCUCUCUCACUCCCUUCGCUUGUCGCUUGCGUCGUUCGUGCUCCCGUCUUGCCGCAGUUAAGCCGCAGGAUUGACCGCGUUCGCCCGACAGGAGCCAUUUCCUGCCGCUGCAUCUGCACGUAAAGGUGCUUUUCACAUGGCCUCAUGCCGCAACCCGACUGGCUUCCCAGGUGCAAUGCAACCCUGAGCCGCCUGCAAAACGACAUGAUCUGAGUUCUUCCCCAUUAUGGCUCAACGGGGAGAACUACCUACAUCGCCCAGCACGGCAUGUACAAUACGAUACAACCCCCAUCCCAUGCCUCUCACCGCCAACGCGCUCAAGAUGACAAUGCCUACCCCUUCGACAUUUGCAUUCACCACGUGCUGCUCGACGAACACAUGCCCCUCCCACCAGGAACGGUGAACCCUCUCCUGCUGCAUAUGAUCCGAUUCAGGUAAGUAACCCUAAGCCAAGAGGGGGGGAUCGCUGUUGGGUUAUGCCGCCUUGGCGUCCCCCGGCCAUCCUCUUGACUAGAGAAGUAUGCCAGCUGUUGUCACCGUCGUUGGAUUCGACUCUUUCCAUCUCUCAGUCCGCGAAAUGUAAUCUAAUGAUCGAAACCUCGGUCCAGAGUAGAAAGAUUAGCGCUGACAAAAGACAUAGUUUCUGUCCCGCGGUCCAGAAUGCCAGCUUUGUUGCAACGAGUAACUGCGGCGAAUGCGGU
Molecule: messenger RNA, 730 nt
Organism: Parathielavia appendiculata
Lineage: Eukaryota; Fungi; Ascomycota; Sordariomycetes; Sordariales; Chaetomiaceae
Exons: 2
Coding region: 256-432 (58 amino acids)
Source: RefSeq, a predicted model, not a curated record